Lycium barbarum (goji berry) is the source of this 2093-nucleotide messenger RNA. Its product is annotated as protein POLLENLESS 3-like. Gene Ontology annotation, molecular function: protein binding. Bases 210 to 1901 code for a protein of 563 amino acids. The record is from RefSeq and is a predicted model, not a curated record. NCBI's taxonomy places the organism in Eukaryota, Viridiplantae, Streptophyta, Magnoliopsida, Solanales, Solanaceae. The transcript has 5 exons.
UCUUUUCUUUAUCUUUCUUUCGCAAUAUUAAUACCACUUUCUUGGUGAUCAAAGUAUCAAUUUUCAGUAGAUAAAGAAUUGAUCAUUCCAUCUGUUUUACUAAAAAGAAAGUCUCUCACAGUUCAUCUUCCAAGAACUCACAAUCCAUUGUGAAAGUCAUCCAUACUAUUGUAUUUUCUUGCAAAGGGUCUUGUGGGAUUAUCUUAAGAAUGUGGAAGAAUAACGAUAAGGGGUCUCCGGCGAGGGGAUUCUUGACCCCACCGCCUAAAUGGAGAUCACCGGCGACGGAGAGGUGGCCAACUUGUGCACAGAGUGCUAAAGCUGAUCUUUUUCAUGUCAUUCAUAAAGUUCCUUCUGGUGAUUCUCCUUAUGUUAGGGCCAAACAUGUUCAGUUAAUUGACAAGGAUCCAAGCAAGGCAAUUUCUCUGUUCUGGGCAGCAAUUAAUUCCGGUGACCGAGUUGAUAGUGCCCUGAAAGACAUGGCAGUGGUGAUGAAACAGUUGGAUCGUUCAGACGAGGCAAUCGAAGCAAUAAAGUCAUUUCGACAUCUUUGUCCCUUUGAGUCACAGGAAUCGAUUGACAACAUCUUGAUUGAACUCUACAAGAGAUCUGGUAGGAUCGAAGAAGAGAUUGAAGUACUUGAACUGAAACUGAAGAACGUAGAAGAAGGCAUAGCAUUUGGUGGGAAGAAGACUAAGAUUGCUAGAUCUCAAGGAAAAAAGGUUCAGAUCACAAUUGAAAAGGAGUACUCAAGAUUGUUGGGGAACUUGGCAUGGUCACACAUGCAACUGAAGAACUAUAAUUUGGCAGAAGAGUACUAUAGAAAAGCACUCUCUCUCGAACCGGAUAAGAACAAGCAAAGCAAUCUGGCGAUCUGUUUGAUGCAUCUGAACAAGAUUACAGAAGCUAGGUUUCUGAUUCAAAGCAUAAAAGCUUCAGAUAGAAGGCAGAUGGAUGACUCAUGCACUAAAUCCUUCGAGCGUGCCACUCAAAUGCUAGCUGAAUUAGAGUCUCAUGGCACUCUGAACUCUAAGGAACCGGAGGAUGCUUCUAGACCUCCAAAGAACUUUUUUACACAACCAAGAAGAUUUUCAUGUUCAGUCAAUGAAAGCAAUGGGUUCACUAAGGACACUGUUAAUGCCUGUAGUCGAAGAUUGUUAUUUGAGCAAACAACAAAUAACGAGAAUGUUGAGAACCAUAAUUUCAACAAGCUCGUUUCUGCUAAUGAGAUGAGCAUAAAAGCGUCUCUUGUACGUGGACAAGCGUUCUCUAGGUCAUGGAAAAAUGGUAACAUGAAAAGUGAAUGUGAUUUGCAGCCACUUUACUACAACAAAUGGAAAAAGAACUCUUCGGGGACUGAUGCAUCAGAUAAAAUUUCUCUAGAGUCGUCUAAGUCUCCCACAGAAUCAUCGGCUGAUAAUACAAGUGCAAGAAAAUUUCCUGAAGAUGUGGUGACAUUAACGGAUACCACUGAAUACUUGGAGAGCACAAACGUGAAACUGUUAGACUUGGCUGCAUGCAAAAGCAAGAAGAGCUGGGCUGAUAUGGUGGAAGAGGACGAACUAGGUUUCCAAUUCCAUGAAACUCCAUGCAAAUAUUCUGAUGCCAAUGAGAAUGUCGAUUCCAAUAUUAUUAAUCUUGGCCAGAAGAUUGAAUCAUUGUGUCUGAGUGAAGGAUAUCAUACGCAGCCUGGACGAGAAGUGAGGCGUUCCUUGUGCUUUGAUCAGAAUGACAGAAAAGAAAAUUGUUCAUCUAAAUUUCAGUUGAAAGAUCUUAAGAUUGGAAGCUUGAACCCCUUACCACCUAUAGGAGACAUUGCUAAUCAAACUCCAGUCACGCUGAGGCGAAGGAACAGAUUGCAAGUAUUCAGAGAUAUAACUCCUGAAAGUCCUAAACCUUGAACUAUUAUCAUUUACAGAAAUAAAUAGCAACACUGUAAACGGAAAUGUUUUGCUGUCUGCUGUAAGUUUAGCGUAUUUGUUGGCCGAUCUUAUGAUCGUUUGAUGACUGCUAGACAUGUCAUGCUAGCCAUAAGAAACACGUGUUGGUAAGUGUAUAAAAUUUUGAAAGUGAUGAUUACUUUUGCCUUUUCA